Pyrgilauda ruficollis (rufous-necked snowfinch) is the source of this 1152-nucleotide messenger RNA. Its product is annotated as DNA-directed RNA polymerase III subunit RPC3-like. Lineage: Eukaryota; Metazoa; Chordata; Aves; Passeriformes; Passeridae. Gene Ontology annotation, biological process: DNA-templated transcription. The annotation marks the transcript as partial. Gene Ontology annotation, cellular component: RNA polymerase III complex. Gene Ontology annotation, molecular function: single-stranded DNA binding. The record is from RefSeq and is a predicted model, not a curated record. The transcript has 10 exons.
UUUUUCCUGCCCCAUUUCCCUCUCUUUCCCUGCCCCAUUUCUCUCUUUCCCUGCCCCAUUUCUCUCUUUUCCUCCCAUUUUCCCUCAUUUUUGUCCUUUUCCCCAGGCUCCCCCGGACGAUGGCAUUUACUGGCAGGUCAACCUGGAGCGUUUCCACCAGCACUUCCGUGACCAGGCUCUGGUCAGCGCCGUGGCCAGCCGCAUGGACCAGACCAGCAGCGAGGUGGUGCGCACGAUGCUGCGCAUGAGCGAGGUGACCACGGCCUCGGGUGCCUCCCACACCCAGCCCCUCUCCUCCAACGAGAUUUUCAGAUCUCUUCCGGCUGGGUACAACAUUGGGAAGCAGGUGCUGGAUCAGUACCUGGCGCUCCUGGCCGACGAUCCGUUGGAGUUUGUGGGGAAAUCAGGGGACAGUGGAGGGGGCACCUACACUGUCAACCUGCACAAAGCCCUGGUGUCCCUGGCCACGGCCACGCUGGAGUCCAUCGUGGAGGAGAGGUUCGGCUCCCGCUGCGCCCGGAUAUUCCGGCUGCUCCUGCGCAAGAAGCACCUGGAGCAGAAGCAGGUGGAGGAUUUUGCCAUGAUCCCAGCCAAGGAAGCCAAGGACAUGCUCUACAGGAUGCUCUCAGAGAACCUGGUGACCUUGCAGGAGAUUCCCAAGACCCCAGACCAUGCUCCAUCCCGCACCUUUUACCUGUACACGGUGAACACGAUGGCUGCUGCUCGGAUGCUGCUUCACAGAUGCUACAAGAGCGUGGCUAACCUGAUGGAGCGGCGGCAGCACGAGAUGCGCGAGAACAAGAGGCUCCUGGAGAAGUCCCAGCGGGUGGAGGCCAUCCUGGCCUCCAUGCAGGCCACGGGGGCCGAGGCAGCGCAGCUGCACGAGGUGGAGGAGAUGAUCACGGGUCCCGAGAGGCAGCAGCUGGAAAACCUGAAACGCAACGUCAACAAGAUCGACGCCAGUGAGAACCAGGUGGAUGAGACCAUCUUUGUGCUGGAGGCGUUCAUCGAGAGCACCGCCAAGAGGCCGUGAGAGAGCGGGAGGAGAACAGGGGCACGGACAGCACGAGGGGUGGGACGAGGGUGGGGACAGGGAGCACAUGCCCCUGCCCACAGUGCCUGCACGGCUGAGCAGAAUAAAGGACAUUUGCA